GAACGGCCAAACCAGUCGGUGGCAAACCGUCGGUCGUCAGACGACGAUGGUCGGGUGAAGUCGGCUGUAAUCGUACGUAAAAGAGAAUUGAGUGUCGGUCGAUGCUCCAACGAUUUUGUAAUAGAUGACACGUGGACGUUACACACACGAGCGCUGUCAUUCAUAAGAUCACGAAGAGUACGUAGUAGUUAAAUGUAUCGUGGAGUGUCGCAGUGUGUGUAUGUGUGAUCAGUAAUGGUGAUGAUGUGUUACUUUCGGGAUUGGUGAAAAACGUGCCGGGGAGCGCAUGUUGCACCCUUCGAAGUUCGAUCGGUCCGAGGGCAGCUGGGAGAAAGUUCUUGAAGGGGGAUGCUCUGAUACAGUGUGUAAACGUGCUCGCGUAAGGGUGAAAGGCCAUCCAGGCAGCUCGAAUCAUGACGAAGUACUGGCUGAAUGUAGCCCUUCUCAGGGUCGUUCUACCAGUCAUCUUAGCUGGAUGUACAAUAUGGCGACCAACAGUAUUGUCGGGCAUUUAUUUGGGACUGAUGCUUUAUUCUCCGAUGGUUCCAAUACCAACGCACAAAACUAUGACAGGUCAUACGGGAAUAUACCUGAAGACUUGCAUUUGCCUAGCCUUUCUUGUAGUCAUAGCCCAGAUUACUUUUCACAUAGUUCUUUUGUCACUACCGCCCUACGGAUACUUUCUACAAAAUUGCGUGUUUUUGGAGAAACUCUUCAGACACAUAGGCUUUGUCAGAUUAGAUAGCGCAUCUGUAUGGGAAGUAUUUUAUUGGCUGACGCCGGAAUUGAUAGUGUUACCCACUGUACUCGUCAUAUAUUUUAUAUCUCGUUUCCUUACGCAAAACCGUGUUGGCGAUGAAGUAGAUCAAACUGUUCAGGAAAAUAAUUCUGAACGACAAAAAACGGAAGACAAUACCACAAAGAUAAUCAAUUUCCUGGGAGGUAUCGGUACCUACGUUGUGUUAGCGUCAUUAUGCUGUGUCGCGGCCUUGCAGCCAUCGAUAGAGGCGGCUUUCUACUUCCUGGUGUUUCUUGGUGCCGCUACGUGUUGGGCAUGCAACAAAGAUCUGGGAAAGGGUUUUGCCGUGAUCUGCAGGAUCAUCAUGGCCAUCGUGAUGGUUCACAUCGUUAUCUUGCUCGCCUACCAGAACGAAUGGCCGCAGGAGAUCAUUCCGGUAUCUAGUGCCUGGUCGCGUUACUUAGUCCUAACUGCAGUUUAUCACACCAAUUGCAGCAAUCCAAGAAACGUGGAAUACACAGAUGAUGCUGAUUGGUUGAUUUACGGAUAUACUCUGAGAUUGUUCUGGCUGUACUACAUUCUCGCAUUGCAAUCGCAAUUUCUCAGAAGAAAACCGGCGUUACAGGCAAAGGAAGCAAAACGAUUAAGCGGCAGACUGGAGAAUCUGGACACUCCAUUGUCCAGACACGUGUCCAUCAGGCGCAGGACACCUUCCCAAAGAUGGCAAUCGGCGCGACGUAAGGCUCGUCUGAUGCGAUUUGGAUCUGGAAGGACGGGGCUUCUUCAGGACUCUACUACCGGCAGCAUCAUCGUCAAUCAGGAGAACCAGCAGGACGAUAAUAUACAAAUGCAGAGUCUCAGUGAAGGAACGCCUGAUGAAACGCCGGGCAUCGUUGAGCAAAUAAUUAUGGCGGUGUACUCUAUCUUCCAGUUAAUAGUAAAUUCGUCAUAUCUUGCUACAAACAUAAUAAUGAUGACAUGGAGUAUAAUGUAUCACAGCUGGACAACGUUCGUUCUGCUCUUAUGGGCGCUAAUUCUGUGGAUGGUUCCCAAUAAACGUGCUUCCAUGAUGAAGUGCUCUCCCUUCAUUGUGUUUUACGCCACCCUCUUACUUCUCGGACAAUAUGUAUACAGUAUGGAUUUGACCGACGAAGAAUUGCCGAGAGUAGUAAAAGGCGUAAAGAUUUCUGAAAUUGGCUUCAGCAAAGCCGACCAGCUCGGCCGCUGGCAUCUCAUUGUUAAAUGCGCAUUUAUAUCGAUGUUUUGGAUUACUAUGAGGCAAUAUAUGACAGAACAAAAGCAACAGCGACGAUCUUCUGCCCUGAGAGACAUGGUAGCGCCGUUACACGUAUCUGUCUCAACGGCGACUACCGCUAUGAGUCACGAGGCGCCGGAGAUCAAGAGCAAAUUUAUGAAAAAUAUUGGAAAGCUGUUGCAAGACCUAUUAACAAGAUUCUGGAUUGCUGUGGUAGCGAUUAUGCUAUUCAUCUGUGGCAUUACGGGCGAACGCAUGACGAUGUUCAGAAUCGUUUACAUGUCGCUCUUCCUUAUUUUCGUCAUCACAUUCCAGAUAUCGUGGAUAGCAUGGAGAAGGAUGAUGUAUAUAUUUUGGGUGACUGUCAUCGGAUAUUCGAUCAUCAUGCUGAUCCUUGUUUAUACAUAUCAAUUUCAGAAUUUUCCAAAAUAUUGGGAUUAUAUCGGAAUAGAUCAAGAUUUACAAAUGGAUAUCGGAUUGGAGAUCUACGCGAUCAAAGACUUGUUCGUGAGAUUACUAACGCCAACCUGUUUCGUCAUUAUUACAGUACUUCAGAUUCAUUAUUUUCACAAGGAUUUCCUAGAAGUCACCAAUAUCGAUAGAUUAGGGGCCGAGAGCUCAUUUAGACGCGCCAGCUUAGGACGCUCUCCCAGUUUAAAUAUUCCAGUAUCUUCACCGACCGAUAUUACACUUACUGAAGACGAGAAACACACAAUGUACACAUUGAAACAAUUAAAACAUAUGUCAAAAUUAGAGAGAAUUGCGCUGUUACGAAAAAUAACAAAGCAUCUUGUAAAUUUUUACAAUUACAUCUGGCUCUUCCUCGAAAUACACAUGCAAAAAAUUGUCUUUAUUUCAUUCGUUCUUCUGUGCGUCGACGAUGUAUGCGCAAUAAAUUUCUUUUUCAUCGUUGCCGUAGUUAUAAUAAUUAAUUUUAAUAGAAACAUACAAAUCAAAUCGAUUAACGCGAUGGCUGCGAUAGUAUCGCUUCUAACGGUCACAAAGAUGUUGUAUCAGAUUCAAUACAUUAAUCAUGAAAAUUGGAACGUCAACUGCACCAGCUUCGUCGGUGAAAAUCAUACCGAAUAUAAUGUAACCAAAUAUAAUAUAGCCGAGUGGUUUGGAAUGAAGAAAGUAUAUCCGAGUAGGCUCCCGGAUUUGUUGAAAGGUUAUAUCGGUAUCGUUACUGUGACGACUUUUAGAAAGAUCAUCAGAGUCCGCCAAUGGUUUUAUCGCCACAGUAAAGGAGAACCAUUGGAUACUCCUCAAGUAAUGUUCCCAAGCAUCACCAGAAUGGACGCUGACAAAGGAAUACCGGAGUGUUUAAAGUUCCUCUUCAACUAUGGUUUUUAUAAAUUCGGCCUCGAAAUGUGCCUUAUCGGGAUUGUUACGUUGAUUGGCACAAGACUAGAUUGUUAUUCCGUUUUGUACAGCGUAUGGUUGCUAAUAUUUUUUUCAUUAAAGAGAAAAACUGUAGCACGAAUUUGGCCCUGCUUCAGAGUUUUCGCUAUAAUUCUUCUACCUAUCCAAUACGCCAUCGUUGUGGCUCCACCUUCAUGGCUUUGUAUAGAUUAUCCUUGGAACGACUCUGAAAUAAUGAGAAGAUUGCAAGAAUGGAUGUAUCUUCCUGAUCCAGACUUCCCACCAAAUUCUAAAAAACUAAUUUGUGACUUUAUCUUAUUAAUGAUGAUUGUACGACAAAGUCUGGUAUUCCACAUUGAACAACAACAUUUGCAACCUGGCAAGGAUUUUGUAGCUGGUCAUAAUUAUUCCGUUUUUCAAGAUAUGGAAAAGCCAAAUUUUGUGAAUCCCGUGAAAGAUUAUGUAUCGCAUAUUCAUUCAUGGCUGGACGUAAUUAAACGUGCUAGCAUGAUGAGUCUUAUGUGGGUAACCCUGGCCAUUAUGUUUUUGGCUGGAACAAAAAGAACAAAUCUGUUUUCGCUCGGUUAUCUCAUAGGAGCGUUUGUAUUCCUUUGGCAAGGAAGUGACUUUUACUUAAGCCCAAUGAGGACCAUUUUGAAACGAUGGAACAUGUUGAUCGGAUACAACGUCAUUGUUAUUUUGACAAAAGCUGUUCUUCAAGGAGUGGGUUGUGUCCUUAUUAAAGACCUCGAACAUUCAGCUUGUUGGCUAGUGCAAUUACUGAGUAUCGCAUGCCUGAAAAAGUUCAAGAGUUCCAGCAGCGAGAUAGUAUUGGAUCCGAACAAAUGUACUGUCACCACUGAAGACAUCGGCAUGGUUUGGGAUGGAUUAUGCUUUGCUUUCCUCUUGAUGCAGAAGCGACUUUUCAAGAGCUAUUACUUCUUCCACAUAGUAGACGAAACAAAAGCCAUGAGCAUUCUAGCAUCUCGCGGCGCGGAACUGCUUGAGGAACUGCAUCAGAAGCGUAUAGAAAUCCAAGAGAAUGUGGAGAAGAAAGUUUUAGAAAAAUUGAAAAACAAGAUGGACAAAAUUAAGGCCAAUCAGCAAAAGAUACAGAAACCAUCUUACAGAGAACCCGAGACUCACAAAGUCGAUGAAAUCUAUCGAGGAACACGGCCAUUGUACAAAAUUCACCCGCCGCGGACUCAUGGAGAGGCAAUCAGAUCGGGUGACUACUAUAUGUUUGAUGAUCUGGAUGACGAUGACGUCACUGAUCUUAUUCCUUGCAGCGACCUUGAAAAGAAGGAAAAGGAACAACGCCGUGAGCAAGAAGGACGAAAAAGGAGAAUGACUGUUUCAGAAUUGAUGAACACGGUGAUUAAGACAGACAUUGAGAUCGCGACACAUGUCGCCAUGUACGGAGGAACAGAAAAGGACGCCCUGAGACUCCGGCGUAGAAGCGUACCUUUGACACGGAAGAAAUCAUCCAUGUCCUAUUUGAGCGCUCGCUCCGAGACCGACACUGCUAUGGCCACCGAUGGUCCCGAUCGAACAAGUCUCACUUCAGUAGAAAUGGAAUCCGAAGAGAAAGAAGUUACUGAUUUAGCUAAAACACCAGAACCAUCAGACACAGAGGAAAUAGAAGAUAAAAAGAGUGACGAGAAGAAAGAAGAAAAGAAAAAAGUCUCCUUAUUUACAUACUUCAAGUUUCUCUUGGUCAUAAUUAACAGCACUCUAACUUCGAUGACGAAAUACCUAAAUCGAUUCUCCUACGAUUACAGAUACAUCCGCAAAGUUUUAGCCAAAGAAAAAAAAAUCUUAAAGGAGAAACCAGAUUUUAAAAUGGGAACGCGACUAGGAAUUAAUCAAAUGUGGCAACCUCUGAUCCAGGAACGAUCUACAAACGACAAUACGGAGGAGCAAUAUGAUCCUGGAGAAGGUCCUAGCCAACUACACCAGCAGGAUAAAAGGAAGAGGAGCUCGCUGACAGUGCCACACAUCCGAAUUCUGGCGCCGAGUUUGGAGCGAGGAUUGGACAAGUCCUCCUCCAGCACACUUUUCUCGCAAGCCUUGCAAGUUCAGCAAGACGAAGAAAUUGGGGAACUCUCAGAAGUGGAUCAACCACCUAUCAUACAGUUUGCAGCAUCCAUCUGGUUUGGAAUUUUGGCGCAUUCCAGUUUGCUUUGUUACUUUAUGGUGUUCCUUCAUCAAAUUAACAAUGCGUCUGUACUCUCGACACCGUUACCAUUUAUGGUGUUCUUAUGGGGUUCUUUGACGAUUCCGCGACCUUCCAAAACUUUCUGGGUGACAUUAAUUGCAUAUAUUGAGGUCAUUGUCAUAAUAAAGUGUAUUUUCCAAUUGGAACUGAUCCCCUGGAAUCAAAAGGCUCCAAAGAACAGUCCAUUAUAUGGACCAAGAAUAUUUGGUAUUCUAAAAGAAUCAAAUUACGCUCUAUGGGAUUUAUUACUCCUCCUUAUAUUAUUUUUCCAUAGAUUUAUGCUAAAAUCUUUGGGUCAAUGGACAGCUGCAAAUUUAAAACCACGGAAAGUUAUUCCUUCUCAAUUAGCUAUCAUGCCGUCGAAGCAACCACCUUCAGACAAAAAACAAGAAGAAGAAGACAAACAACAAGAAAAUGGUAUACAGGAGGAAAACGAUUCUCAUGUAAAGGAAAAAGAACCUCAAAGACAAUCUUUAAGUAUCCAUGAUACAGAUAAUGUUUCGCCUGUAUCAGAUGAAAACAAGAAGCUCGUACCUGUACAAGAAGAAGAGCAUCUUCGCAGUAAAUUGUUUUCUAAAACGAUGAAUACGACAGUCAUUAAACGCGCCAAGCCAAUAAAAAACUUCUUUAUAAGAAUUAUCGAUCCAACCGGCAAAGAGAAAACAAAUGUUUACGCUUACAUGUUCCUUUGUGACUUCUUUAAUUUCCUUCUGCUUAUUUUCGGAUUUUCUGCAUUUGGAACUCAACAAGGCGACGGCGGAGUAACAGCGUACUUGCAGGAAAAUCGAGUUCCUAUGCCUUUCCUAUUAAUGUUAUUAUUACAAUUCGCUCUAAUCGUUAUCGAUAGAGCUCUUUUCCUUAAAAAAUCUAUUGUAGGAAAGUUAAUUUUCCAAUACUGCUUAGUAUUCGGAGUUCAUCUAUGGAUGUUCUUUAUUUUACCGAGCGUAACAGAAAGACAGUUCAACGAAAAACUUCCACCACAAAUCUGGUACAUGGUAAAAUGCUUCUAUCUUUUACUAGCGGCUUAUCAAUUACGACAAGGAUAUCCAACUCGAAUAUUGGGUAAUUUUUUAUGCAAGAAGUACAGCAUUGUAAAUUAUGUCUUAUUUAAAGGAUUUAUGUUGGUUCCGUUUCUCUUUGAACUUCGAGCAGCGAUGGAUUGGAUUUGGACUGAUACGUCCAUGACUAUAAUGGAUUGGUUUAAGAUGGAAGACAUUUUUGCUAGUAUUUAUCAAAUCAAAUGUAUGCGAGGAGUUGAAUCAGACUAUCCUCAACCACGAGGAGUAAAGAAAAAACAAAUUAGCAAAUAUUUGGUAGGCGGGAGUGUUCUUUUGCUCAUAAUCGCCUUAAUUUGGUUCCCAUUACUUCUAUUUGCCCUGGGGAGCACCAUAGGCAGGUCGAACUUGCCUUACGAUGUGUCCAUGAAAAUACGAAUUGGUCCAUACGAACCCAUCUAUUCUAUGUCGGCACAGGGCAAUUCUAUUAUUAAUUAUACGGAAAAUAACUACAAAGACCUUACAAAUCUAUACUCAGCUGAAAAGUCAGCUGUUACCUUUUUUGAAAAUUAUGUCUAUUCUGAUGUUGCUGCAGUAAGAUUCAGUACUUCUUCGGGAGCACUUUGGCAUAUUUCUCCACCUGAUAAAGAAAGAUUGAGAAAUGAAUUAGCUUCUAAUAUUACGAAAGUAACUGUACACGUGGAAUGGACAGUUUCAAGAAAAACAGACGCCAAAGAUGCCAGUGGAAUUACUUCAACGGUUCGAGAUAUAAAUUUGCCACCAUACGUGAACGGAGAGUUGAAUCCUGCAAGACAAAUAUUAGCGGACAUGUUGAGCGAGGAUUCCGGUGUAACAAAUGCGACAAUAGUAUUGCAAAGCGCUUUUCCAAAAUUCCUCAAAGUCACUACUAGAACGACCAGUGUUGUCCGACAAUUAAUGGAACCGCUAAAUCAAUUUAACACCAACGACCACGACGGCCACCUUUACAGAAACAUGAGUGUUCAAUUAUCAACGAAUAAGACAUGUUGUGAUCAUAAACAGUGGUGGGUGGUUAAUGAAGAAUGCACGGAUUCUGCGUACAUCGGUUUUUUGAACAAAAUACCACAAAAUGAUUGUAACUAUAUCAUGAUGUUUCUAUUCAAUGAUAAGGCUUUUCCCGAGGAUUUAAGUUUUAUCAGUGGAUUCGGGAUCCUAGGAUUGUAUACCACGGCAGUGAUAGUCAUAAGUCAGAUGAUGAGAAAAAUUGUCAGCGAUAUGGCACCUAAGAUUAUGUUCGACGAUUUACCUUAUGUCGACAGAAUUCUUCGCCUUUGCUUGGAUAUCUACUUAGUCCGCGAGAGCGGUGAUUUAUGUCUUGAAGAAGACUUGUUUGCCAAAUUAAUCUUCCUCUACAGAUCACCGGAAACAUUAAUCAGAUGGACGAGACCCCCCGAAGAAGGAGAGCGAACUGACAACGAGGAUCAAGAUGAAGAGGACGAAGAAAUACUAGAUGAAGAAAGAAGACCGUUGUCUCGUCGUGACUGAGAUCUAAGGAAAAAAUAGAAUUUUUAAGUAAUUAAUGCUUUAUACGCAUUGCGCAUGCAAAUGUCACUUAAUACAAGAGAUCUGAAUUGCAUUUUCUUAUUAGUUAAGAUAGUUUUCUAUUCAUAUUUUCUUAUUCAUCCUUCAAGAUGAAUAAGAUAAUAUUAAUAACGAAAAUUGUUUUUUAAAUCAUGUUUAAAAUUAUGAAAAAAUACGAAUAGACAUUCAAUCUAAAUUGAAAUAAUCAAAAAAGUUAAAUGCUUCAAAAAACUUGAAGGAUACUUUUGAAUUUGCACGAUGAUAAACUUGUAUCGUUUUUAUGUUCGUAUAUUUUGUAAAUAUUGAUUUAUGAAUAUUUUUAGAUGGGAAAAA
Monomorium pharaonis (pharaoh ant) is the source of this 8462-nucleotide messenger RNA. RefSeq names its product piezo-type mechanosensitive ion channel component (gene Piezo). The record is from RefSeq and is a predicted model, not a curated record. NCBI's taxonomy places the organism in Eukaryota, Metazoa, Arthropoda, Insecta, Hymenoptera, Formicidae.